Messenger RNA from Colletotrichum karsti, 669 nucleotides. RefSeq lists its product as uncharacterized. The transcript has a single exon. The record is from RefSeq and is a predicted model, not a curated record. The coding region runs from base 1 to 669 and encodes 222 amino acids. NCBI's taxonomy places the organism in Eukaryota, Fungi, Ascomycota, Sordariomycetes, Glomerellales, Glomerellaceae.
AUGUAUCACAGCCAACUUCAUCAGGCCAACCAGACCCCGCGCCACCAGCUUCGAUCUGAUCAUCCAGACGAACAACUUGAGACUGGCAGCUCUUCCUUCUCCUCCCUGCAACAUGAAGGUACCGCGGCAGUGGAAUCAAACGACGCUCAGGGCGUCACUCGACUCGAUCGUCUUCCCACCGAGUUCAUUGCGAUGAUCACCCAGGAGCUCAUGCUAUCGUCAACAUUUCAAACAAGACACGACUUCAUAUCCUUCAGUGUAUGCUGCAAGCGCCUACACUGUAUCGUCGGAGCUCAAAAGAAAGCCGUAUUCAGAGACUGGAUGCGCAUGCACUACACCGACGAUCAGAUCAAACGCGUAGCCCAUCUUCUGGAAUGCAUCGAGCGACGGGAUGCUCAAAACGAAAUCCAAGCCAUCCAAGAUGACGGACUUUUUCCCCCACAGCGCGAGAUGCCCCAACGUGACUGGGUCGACAAGAUACUCACCAAGAAAAGCUGGCCGUGGCUAUGGGGUCGUCUCACGUUCAUGCCGAGUAUGAGAGAUGUUGUCGCGGCCCACGGCAUCGAGCGGCAAGGCGAAUAUUUUCGAUUCGAGGAUCAAAGUCAACAUCAUGAAGAAGCUUGUGUUGGGACUCUCGAAGCCCCUUCCCAUAUGAGUUCAGGUAUGUAG